AUGAAACUCACGGUGAAAACCCUCAAAGGAAGCCAUUUCCAGAUUAGGGUUCAUCCCACCGACACUGUUAUGGCAGUUAAGAAAAAUAUUGAGGAUGUGCAAGGCAAAGACAAUUAUCCAUGUGGUCAGCAAUUGUUGAUCCAUAAUGGGAAAGUACUAAAGGAUGAAAGUACAUUGGCCGAAAACAAAGUCUCUGAAGAUGGGUUUCUAGUGGUCAUGCUAAGCAAAGGCAAAAAUUUGGGUUCUGCUAGUUCGACAUCGUCCCAGCCUGCACCUACUUCUGUGCCAACUUCUAAUCCUACAUCUGCACUUGAAGCUCCACCACCACCAGCAUUGGCCCCUAAGAGUGCUGCAUCUGCUUCGGAUGCUGCUAUUGCUGUUGACCCGUCUGAUACUUAUUCUGAGGCUGCUACCAACUUAGUUGCCAAUAAUAAUCUUGAGCAUACUAUUCAACAAAUAAUGGAUAUGGGUGGUGGUAGUUGGGACAAACAGACGGUUGAACGUGCACUUCGAGCUGCAUAUAACAAUCCUGAGCGAGCAGUGGAUUAUUUAUAUUCUGGAAUCCCUGAAAGUGCAGAAGUUGCAUUGCCUGUGGCUCAGGCUGCGGUGGAUUCUGUUGCUGCAACAGGUGCAGCCCCUGCUGUACCUGUUUCAGUGGGGCCAAAUUCAUCUCCAUUGAAUUUGUUUCCUCAGGAGGCCCCUUCUGGUGAUGGUGCUACUGGUCUUGGAUCCCUAGAUUUCCUCAGGAACAACCAACAGUUCCAGGCGCUGCGAUCAAUGGUUCAAGCAAAUCCACAAAUUUUACAGCCCAUGCUUCAGGAGCUUGGAAAGCAAAAUCCUCAACUUUUGAGACUAAUACAAGACCACCAUCAAGACUUCCUUCAGUUGAUUAAUGAACCUGUCGAUGGUUCUGAAGAGGAUAUGUUUGACGAGCCUGAGCAGGACCUGCCCCAUGCUGUUAGUGUCACACCAGCAGAGCAGGAAGCCAUCGAGCGAAUGGAAGCUAUGGGUUUUGAUAGGGCACUUGUUAUCGAGGCCUUUUUAGCUUGUGACCGCAAUGAAGAAUUGGCGGUGAACUACCUAUUGGAGAAUGCUGGAGAUUUGGAGGAUUGA
Fraxinus pennsylvanica is the source of this 1113-nucleotide messenger RNA. The record is from the annotation of a GenBank genome assembly. Lineage: Eukaryota; Viridiplantae; Streptophyta; Magnoliopsida; Lamiales; Oleaceae.